AUGUGCUCUCAUACUGCACACAUGUGCGCGCGCAUAUUCAUCGAUUAAUAAGUAUUUCUCAGCAGUCUCUUUGUCUUCGUCUACUUAGCCAACGUGCGCUAACAUCAUUUAUGUCUACACGUAAUUUGAAAUUGUGGGGUUUAGCAGAAUUUGUUUCUUCAAGUGACAACGAAUGUACGCAAGAAGCAGAGGAAGAGGAUUGUAAGACGUUGGAUAAUGAGAACACAUUUUCUGUGACUGGGGCUCCUGGAGGGGUGUCAGGGUCGGCUUGGGAAAAGUUUCGAGAACUUAGUGAAAGACGUGAGAAAGAGGCGACACAUAGACCUAAGAGAAAAAGGCGACGGAAAAGCAAUGCAAUGAAGACAUCAGAUAAUGAAAAACGUGAAAAGUGUUGCAUUGUUGAUCUUACAACUCAUGAAGACAGUGCAGAUGAGAAUCAAAAAGGAAACGUGAAGAAAAUGCAUUGUACAGAAGCACAAGGAAAAUUGCCUCAUUUUGAAAGUCCUCGUUCAACAGAUGAGACCGAGCAAAACUGGACAGAGGUGAAAAAGUACUUUGAGAUCAACUCUCAUUUGAAUGGUGUUGAUCCUGGCAGACAUGCUUCUAAAACUGGACUAGAAAAAUUGAUUGACAAAGCAGUUGAAUUAGGAGAAUUUGAGCUAGCCGAGCAGUACAGUGAAGAGCUGGCUACGAGAGACUUUGCGGUUAAAGUUUCUAAAGCAUUUGACUGUGUGAAGUACAUCAAGCGAAAGAGUAAGGAGAUUGAGAAAAGAGACAAGAAGAAGAAAAAGAAAUUGCAGUGGGGAUUUGAUGGGAAACAUCGUUGGGAAACAAAAAGUAACAUGUGA
Molecule: messenger RNA, 848 nt
Organism: Corticium candelabrum
Lineage: Eukaryota; Metazoa; Porifera; Homoscleromorpha; Homosclerophorida; Plakinidae
Product: protein FAM204A-like
Exons: 1
Coding region: 111-848 (245 amino acids)
Source: RefSeq, a predicted model, not a curated record